Mycena indigotica is the source of this 1068-nucleotide messenger RNA. RefSeq lists its product as uncharacterized. The transcript is spliced from 7 exons. The record is from RefSeq and is a predicted model, not a curated record. The coding region runs from base 1 to 1068 and encodes 355 amino acids. Lineage: Eukaryota; Fungi; Basidiomycota; Agaricomycetes; Agaricales; Mycenaceae.
AUGUUCUCUCGAUUCUUUGUCCUUGUCUCUUUGGCCGUCAUGCUGGCAAGCCAGGCAACUGCUAGCCCAGUUCCCAUCAUGAAGCGUGACUUGGUCGAGCGUAAUGCCCAGCCUCUCGAUACGAUACCUGCCUACAUCAGACGAAGCAACGUCCAAGAGCAAGAUGCAGCAACUGCCCCCGAUGGUGUGAUCCGCAAAUACGGGACCCGAAGCAAUGUCCAAGAACAAGAUGCCGCCACAGCUCCCGAUGGCGUUAUUCGUAAAUAUGGCACUCGCAGUAAUGUUCAAGAGCAGGACGCUGCGACCGCUCCGGACGGUGUUAUCCGCAAAUAUGGCACCCGAAGCAAUGUUCAAGAGCAAGAUGCCGCUACAGCUCCGGAUGGUGUCAUCCGUAAAUAUGGCACCCGAAGCAAUGUUCAGGAGCAAGACGCUGCCACAGCCCCAGACGGUGUCAUUCGUAAAUACGGCACUCGCAGCAACGUCCAAGAACAAGAUGCGGCUACGGCACCUGAUGGUGUGAUCCGUAAAUACGGCACGCGAAGCAACGUUCAAGAGCAGGAUGCGGCCACAGCUCCUGAUGGUGUGAUCCGCAAAUACGGCACUCGCAGUAACGUCCAAGAACAAGAUGCAGCAACUGCCCCCGACGGUGUCAUUCGUAAAUACGGCACUCGCAGUAGUGUGCAAGAGCAGGAUGCUGCCACCGCUCCUGAUGGCGUAAUCCGCAAAUAUGGUACCCGUAGCAAUGUUCAAGAGCAGGACGCUGCCACUGCUCCAGACGGCGUUAUCCGUAAAUAUGGCACUCGCAGUAAUGUUCAAGAGCAAGACGCCGCGACUGCUCCUGAUGGUGUGAUCCGUAAAUAUGGCACACGAAGCAACGUCCAAGAGCAGGAUGCUGCUACUGCCCCCGACGGUGUCAUUCGCAAAUACGGUACACGAAGCAAUGUGCAAGAGCAAGAUGCGGCGACUGCCCCCGACGGCGUCAUCCGCAAAUAUGGGACUCGCAGUAAUGUGCAAGAACAAGACGCUGCCACUGCUCCCGAUGGUGUUAUACGUAAAUACGGUGCCUAA